AUGGAUGCCGCUUUUGGCACUGCUGCCACUGCACUCAACCAAGACACGUUGAACGUGUCACCGUCUCCCCUCAGACCAAUCGCGUCUCCUGUUCCAAGCCAGCAGCAGACACACCAACAGCGUGCCCACACACUGCACUUCCACAACGGCAACAUCAGCAACGACUGCCCCGUGUGCGGUGGCCGUGGCCGCAAGAGUCGUCACAAGGUGUGCGGCUGCUGCUACAGCGGCGUCUUCAACGACAUCAACAAGUACCUUCGCCACAACGCGCACGUGGUUGCACAGGGUUCAUUGACUGUGGAUGAGCUGGCGGUUGGCCUCAAGGCCAUGCCGCGUGGGUGCCGCAACGGCUACACAUGCACGCAGGCUGCAUUCUCGGGACCCAAGGAAACACGAUGCACACGCUGCCGCAGCGUAUUUGCGUGCUCUGCUGUUCCAAAGUUUGCACACAUGCUUCUGCGUCGCGCCAUUCUCAACGCACGAAAGCAAGCUGCUCGCAUGUCAACCUGA
Salpingoeca rosetta is the source of this 510-nucleotide messenger RNA. RefSeq lists its product as uncharacterized. The record is from RefSeq and is a predicted model, not a curated record. Bases 1 to 510 code for a protein of 169 amino acids. The transcript is spliced from 2 exons. NCBI's taxonomy places the organism in Eukaryota, Choanoflagellata, Craspedida, Salpingoecidae.